This is a messenger RNA of Astyanax mexicanus (Mexican tetra), 3616 nucleotides long. It is a transcript of the gene nrde2, whose product is annotated as NRDE-2, necessary for RNA interference, domain containing. Gene Ontology annotation, biological process: RNA processing; negative regulation of RNA catabolic process; regulatory ncRNA-mediated post-transcriptional gene silencing. Gene Ontology annotation, molecular function: protein binding. The record is from RefSeq and is a predicted model, not a curated record. The transcript is spliced from 14 exons. Gene Ontology annotation, cellular component: catalytic step 2 spliceosome. The coding region runs from base 82 to 3504 and encodes 1140 amino acids. NCBI's taxonomy places the organism in Eukaryota, Metazoa, Chordata, Actinopteri, Characiformes, Acestrorhamphidae.
AAGGCGCUUCAGGGGCGUCAUCAGAGCGCGCCGGUGUGUGUGUGUGUGUGUGUGUUAGCCGGUUAGCUUAGCUGCAACAGGAUGGCGUUAUUUCCCGCGUUUUCCGGAGCACCGGAUUCUCAGCGCGCGCAGGGAACAGAACUGGAAUGGCUGAAUAAUCAGAGUUUCCGGGCCGACGCCGCUCAGAGUGUGCACCAGCGCGCCGCCGAGAAGGACACAACCACUUCCAGCCCUGCCAGUCCACAGAGAGCUGAGGAGCAGGAGGACGGGCGGAGCGUCGGAUCAAAGAGGAAGAAGAAGAAAGAGAAGAAGAAGAAAAGGAAAAAGCAGAAGAAGCGCAGCAGAGGCGGGUCGGACGGUUCCGGCUCGGACACGGUUUACCCCAGUGACCUGCUGACCCAACCAGAACCACCAAUCACUGAGAGGGUGGAGUGUGUAUCUGAGGGGAAGUUCGUGUGGUUGGAUGAUCUGCAGAACCUCAGUGAUCCACCGUUCUGUAUCGACCGGAGAUCCGACCCAAACAACUGGCAAUACAAAUCCCUGUACCGAGCAGAUAUCGCCAGGUACAGGCGGAGGGGCGGAGCUGUGCUGGGAUUGGACGGUAGGACUCAGGCCGUGUUGUGGGAUGACGCCCCUCAGGAUAAGAAGCGAGUGGAGAGGAAACCGGAGCGCUACUUCCACUCCUCCAUACAGCAGCUGCUCCGCUCUGAGCCAAUCACAGCCCUCCCUACAGCUCCUCCCACUGACCCCGCGGACUCCGCCCCCUUCCUCCCCUUGCCCCCCUGCCCUGAGCUCCAGGAUGUCCCCGCUCGGGCGGGCGGGACCCAGGUGGACCCCCUGGGCGUGUACGACCCAGGCACCGCCCUGUAUCUGGAGGGAAGGGGCCGGCCGAAGACCGAGGAGCCGCGCCCGGGCGGAGCCGACAGCGCAGCCCUGCUGACCGCCCGCACCGAGGAGUUCAACCGGAACCUCCGCCAGAACCCCACCCACAUCCAGCUGUGGCUUGACUUCAUCCGCUUCCAGGAUGAGGUCUCGGGCGGAUGCGGCGCGGCGCUGGGUGCAGUGCCGGGUGCGGAGGGUGACGGGGAGCGCGGCAGGUUGACGGUGCGAGCGCUGCUGGAGAGGAAGCUAGCGAUCGUGGAGCGGGCGCUGGAGGUGAACCCCGGCAGCAUGGAGCUGAAGCUGGUGAAGCUGGCGCUGUGCCAGGAGCUGUGGGACCCCCCCGCACUGCUGAAGGAGUGGAAGAAGCUGGUGUUCCUCCACCCGAACAGCUCCACCCUGUGGAGGAGAUUCCUGCUCUUCACCCAGACCCACUUCAGCUCCUUCUCCACCUCCAGGGUCAGCGCCGCCUACGCCAAGUGUCUGAGCACGCUCAGUGCGGUGCAGGACGGCACCAUGCUCUCCCACCCACCACUGCCGGGCACAGAGGAGGAGCUACUGGAAAUCUUCCUCCUGCAGUGUCACUUCCUGCGGCAGGCCGGCCAAUCAGAGAAAGCGCUCAGCCUGUUUCAGGCCCUGCUGGACUUUACCUUCUACAAACCCGACACUGUCACUCACCUUAACACCCGACAACAGGUGGAGUUUUUCGAGCCGUUCUGGGACAGCGGUGAGCCGCGGGUGGGUGAGCGAGGGGGGCGGGGCUGGAGGGCGUGGAUGCUCCAGCAGGAGAGAGGAGGAUGGGUGGUGCCACCUGAGACAGAGGAUGAUGAUGAUGAUGAUGAAGAUCAGGACGAGUGUGAGAUCAGAGAUAAGUCUGAGCCGAAGUGGAGGAUCUGGUUGGAUGUGGAAACGUCUCGUGAAGCGAAGCACUGGUUGCCCUGGAGACCUGACAAAAGCAAGGGCCAAUCAGAGGAGGACUGUGAGGAUCCAGACAGACAGGUGCUGUUCGAUGACAUCGGCCCGUCCCUGAUCCGGGUGGAGUCUGCGAGCCUGAAGCUCCGCCUUCUUCUCGCCUUCCUACGGUUUCUGGGCUUACCGGACCCCUCGGCCCCGCCCCCCAGCAGCACACUCCUGGAUGACUCCGCCCUGCUGGACCUCAGCCUGGACUCAGAGCGACCUCUGACCUCCUGCCACCUCCCUCUGACCGGGAUCAGCGCUGUGGGUCACAUGACACACCUGAGUGAUGUCAGGAAGCAUGUGGGGCUAUGUAAGGAGGGGGAGGAGUUUCUGGGGAACGUUCUGGAACGGGUCCUGCCACUGGUCAGGGCGCCGGACAGAACUGUCCUGUCGCUCUGCUGGCUGCAGUACGAGAAGCUGAAGGUGUUGCGGUGUGUGUACAGCAGCAGCAGUAAGCGGUUGCGGGUUGCGGUGCGGCGCGGGAAGCGGGUGGGGAAACGGUUACUGAAGCUGCCGGAGAACCGCAGCAGCCUCAGCCUGUGGCGGGAGUACGCUCACCUGCAGUGGAUUGUGGGUAAUGUGGAGGAGGGGCGGAGAGUGUUCGACACGGCACUCGCAGUGGGAGGGGCUUCAGGACUGCAGGACCACACCCUCUGCGAACUCUGCCUUUUGUACGCCCAGUUAGAGGUGGAGCAGGCGUGCAUGGGCGGAGCUAAAGCCUCCGUGGCUCCGCCCACUGGCUCUCGGGCUGUCUAUGUUCUGAGCAGGCUGGCGGAGGGGGGCGGGUACAGCGGGUUCUCAGGGCAGGUGAGCCCGGUGUCGGUUCUAAAGGCCCGGAAAGCGUACGAGAACGCCCUAUCAGCAGCUGCAGAGGGCGGGACACCACGGAGUGCUCUGAUUGGCUGUUUCGGACUGUUCCAGUACCUGACGGUGGGGAUUGACGCUGCUGAUGCGGUCUUCACUGAAGCCAGAGAGCGGCUGACACCCGGCACUGCCACUGCCACUGCCACUGGCACAGAACCCGACCCGUCACUCAGAGAGCGCGAGGCCGUGUGCGUCCUGCAUGUGGCACUGCUGCGGCUGCACUCCAGCACCAGCGCCUUCCCCCUGUCCCGCCUCCGGAUGGCGCUGACCGACGCCCUGCGCCUCCUGCCCUGCAGCGCCACCCUGUGGCACUUCUACCUGCUGACCGAGAGCCGUUACCAUAGCGCCGGCCGCGCCCGCAGGUUCUUCCACACCGUCGCCAGGGGCAACCAGACCAUCAUACCACACCUGUUCUCCAUCACCGCAGAGCAGCGGAGGAAACAACACCUCGACUCCGUCAUCAGGUUGGGUCUUCCAGCCGAUGCUCUGCCAGUGAUCCCGGAGACGGGCCUUAGUAACCGUAUCCGCUCACUGUUUGAGGUUGCCGUGGCGACGGAGGAGGGAGCCCACUGCCCCCUGCUGUGGAGGAUGUACAUGAACUUUAUGGUGUGUAACGGGGACACAGAGAGAGGAAGAGGAAUCUUCUAUAAAGCUCUACAGAACGUCCCCUGGGCUAAAUGUGUGUAUAUGGACGCGGUGCGGUUGUUUCCGGAUCGGGUUCAGGAGUUUUUGGAUCUGCUGGUGGAGAAGGAGCUCCGGCUCCGAGCGCCGAUGGAGGAGGUGGAGAUCCUGCUGGAGGAAUAAACGCCUACACUACCCACAAUGCACCAGACCUGCGGACCCUCACAUACCUUUAUUUAUAUUUUAUUUGGAUAUGAAAAUGGUAAUUUUGUGAUAAAUGUAUAUAUUUAUAGUC